AUGCGCUUCUCAUCCAUCAUAUCGGUCGCCAUCGCAGGCGCAACCAUCGCCGCGGCGCUACCAAUGGAUCUCACAAACUUCCUUCUCGUCACUACUUCGCAGGAGAAAAUUGGGGAGAAUAGUUCAGAGCUUAAGGCUGUAUCCGCCACAUCCCUCUUCGAUCCCUUCCAUCAACCCGCUCUCCUCUUGCGCCUCACAGGCCCGGGAUAUGGUUCCCUUCCCAAUUUCACUCUCACAGAUGGCACGCUUUCGACGAUUUCGGCGGCACCGUUCGGAAAUCAAAUGUAUCGGUAUAACAGCACGCGUGUCACAGCCGGUAGCGAGCUGCAGUUUCUCGCGUCGGUUCAGCCAACGGGCAAUAUCGAGUUGGACGCGGGAUAUUUAUUAACAGUAGAUGGUCAAAGAGAGGGUUGGACGAUUUGCGAGGGCGUGUUGGAUGCGGAGGUGUUGAGCUGGAUGGGGAAUGCGACAGACUGCACAAAGACGUAUGUGCAUGCUGUGUUGAAGGCGCCGUACUAG
Messenger RNA from Pyrenophora tritici-repentis Pt-1C-BFP, 519 nucleotides. RefSeq lists its product as uncharacterized. Lineage: Eukaryota; Fungi; Ascomycota; Dothideomycetes; Pleosporales; Pleosporaceae. The record is from RefSeq and is a predicted model, not a curated record.